This is a messenger RNA of Microthlaspi erraticum, 378 nucleotides long. The record is from the annotation of a GenBank genome assembly. Lineage: Eukaryota; Viridiplantae; Streptophyta; Magnoliopsida; Brassicales; Brassicaceae.
AUGAUGUCAUUUGCGUCUGCUGGACGUUUGCUGUUCUCACCCAAACAUGUUAUAAUUAUCAACUCACUUGUGACGAGAGCGACACUGACUGUGCAUUGCAGGAACAAAGGUGAAGAUAAAGGAAUGAUAUCGCUUGCACAUAGAGCUAGUUUUGAUUUCAGAUUCCGUGUCAACCUCCGCAAAACAACGGUCUACACUUGUAGUUUUGCUUGGCCUGGCAAUACAGCAACAUUUGAUAUUUUUAGAGCUGAUCGAGACGACAAUCCGAAAAGUAAAGUUGGAGUUUGCAGCGAAUGCAUUUGGGUCAUUUACGAGACAGCACCAUGCAGAUAUAGACGUAAUGGUGGUGAACCUAACUGUUUCCCGUGGGCUUCUUAG